Papaver somniferum (opium poppy) is the source of this 1218-nucleotide messenger RNA. Its product is annotated as vacuolar protein sorting-associated protein 20 homolog 2-like. NCBI's taxonomy places the organism in Eukaryota, Viridiplantae, Streptophyta, Magnoliopsida, Ranunculales, Papaveraceae. Bases 223 to 921 code for a protein of 232 amino acids. The transcript is spliced from 5 exons. The record is from RefSeq and is a predicted model, not a curated record. Gene Ontology annotation, biological process: vesicle budding from membrane; late endosome to vacuole transport via multivesicular body sorting pathway. Gene Ontology annotation, cellular component: ESCRT III complex; multivesicular body.
UUGUUAAGAGACCAAGUCGCAUCCUUUCAGUAUAGUUUCUCUUCUUCUCCCCUGCCCUCUUUCUCCAGCGAAGCUACGUUGGAAGUUACUUCGUCUGGGAGAAAUGAAUUUCACAAUUUAGGGUUUCUUUUUCUGUUAUUUUCAUCCGAAAUUCCGAAUAAACUAGUUCAAAAUCAAAUUCUUCAUCAGAUUAGUAAGAAGAAGACAAUAAAUCAUACAGCAAUGGGGAAUAUAUUCGUGAAGAAACCGAAAAUUACAGAUGUUGAUAGAGCAAUUCUCUCUCUAAAAACACAGCGAAGAAAGCUUGGGCAGUAUCAACUACAGCUUGAAGCUGUGAUUGAAGCUGAGAUGAAAGCUGCUAGAGAAUUAAUUCGUGAGAAGAAGAAAGACAGGGCCUUACUUGCGUUAAAGAAGAAAAAGACCCAGGAAGAAUUAUUAAAGCAAGUUGAUACCUGGAUCAUGAAUGUCGAGCAACAAUUGAAUGACAUUGAGCUUACAAGCAAGCAAAAGGCCAUCUUUGAGAGCUUGAAAGCAGGAAAUAAUGCUAUCAAAGCUAUACAAGGUGAGAUCAAUUUGGAUGAUGUGCAGAAGUUGAUGGAUGACACUGCUGAAGCGCACACAUACCAAGAUGAAAUUAAUGCGAUACUCGGGGAGAAGUUAUCAGCUGAAGACGAAGAAGAUGUUUUGGCAGAGUUUGAUAACUUGGAAACAGAACUCGGACUUCAAGAUAUGCCAGAAGUUCCUGGUCCUUCAGCGACAUCCUUGGAGAAACUUAGCGGUGAUGAGGACCUGGCGCUCCCAGAUGUGCCCAAAAAGACCCCUGUCGUGGUUGCAGAUGGGGGAGAAGAGGCAUCAGGCAGAGUGUCUACUCGAAGAAAAGGUCUCUCUCUCUCUCUCUCACUCUCUCUCUCAGAAAUUUAACUUUAUGAUCUUUUAAUGCAGUAUUGGAGGAACCCUUGCCUGCUUAAUCAGCACAGACUCAGAGAUGGUUAUUGCUGUAUAGUAGCUACAAAUGUGUCUUAAUGAUGAAACCUGAGGAUGUUUUCUGACCAGUGUACAGCUUCUUUACAUUGUAAUUGCUACAUUUUGUGUCCAAAAUUUUUAGGCAUUUGUCCUUCAAUAACAUAUACACCGUUUAAUUUUAAACCGCGAAAUUAUAGAUUGAAACUGCGUAACUUGUUACUUAUAAUCUGUAAAGUUGUCCUAUUUUAUCUUGAA